This is a messenger RNA of Epinephelus fuscoguttatus (brown-marbled grouper), 4220 nucleotides long. RefSeq names its product flotillin-2. Gene Ontology annotation, cellular component: plasma membrane. Gene Ontology annotation, biological process: protein localization to plasma membrane; regulation of myoblast differentiation. Bases 151 to 1437 code for a protein of 428 amino acids. The record is from RefSeq and is a predicted model, not a curated record. NCBI's taxonomy places the organism in Eukaryota, Metazoa, Chordata, Actinopteri, Perciformes, Serranidae. The transcript has 11 exons.
GGGCUGUGUUGUUGCUGUCGUCGUGAGAGACGUGGAGAGUCUUUCGCACCGUUCACAUCUGAAAUUGAACAACGGAUAACAUAUACAUCUUUAACUCCGUGAGGGACCCCGCUGUUUGCUUGCUUAUUGAAUUUGCCUCUUCGAGUCAACAUGGGGAACUGCUUAACUGUGGGGCCGAACGAAGCUCUGGUGGUCUCUGGUGGUUGCUGUGGCUCUGAUCAAAAGACCUAUGCUGUGGGAGGCUGGGCCUGGGCUUGGUGGCUCAUCUCAGACACCCAAAGGAUAACUCUGGAGAUCAUGACUCUGCAGCCCCGAUGUGAGGAUGUAGAGACAGCAGAGGGGGUAGCCAUCACUGUCACAGGGGUGGCUCAGGUCAAAGUCAUGACAGAUCAGGACUUACUGGGGGUGGCUUGUGAGCAGUUCCUGGGUAAAUCAGUCAUGGAAAUCAAAGCUGUGGUUCUGCAGACUCUGGAGGGACAUCUCCGCUCAAUUCUUGGUACCCUGACCGUAGAGCAGAUCUAUCAGGACAGGGACCAGUUUGCUAAAUUGGUGCGGGAGGUAGCAGCUCCAGACGUGGGAAGGAUGGGCAUCGAGAUUCUCAGCUUUACUAUCAAGGAUGUGUAUGAUAAACUGGAUUACCUGAGCUCCCUUGGGAAGACCCAGACUGCAGCUGUCCAGAGGGAUGCAGACAUUGGUGUUGCUGAGGCAGAGAGAGAUGCUGGGAUACGGGAAGCGGAAUGUAAGAAGGAGAUGAUGGACGUGAAAUUCCUGGCUGACACCAAGAUGGCCAACUCCAAACGAGAACUGGAGUUGCAGAAAGCUGCUUUUAACCAGGAGGUCAACACCAAGAAAGCAGAGGCCCAGCUGGCGUACGAGCUGCAGGCAGCAAAGGAGCAGCAAAAGAUCCGCCUGGAGGAGAUUGAGAUCCAAGUGGUGCAGAGGAAGAAACAGAUCGUUAUCGAGGACAGGGAGAUUGACCGGACAGACAAGGAGCUCAUUGCCACAAUCAAGAGGCCCGCUGAGGCAGAGGCCUUCAAAAUGCAGCAGCUGGCUGAGGGGCAGAAGAUGAAGACAGUGCUGAUAGCCCAGGCUCAGGCAGAGAAGAUCAAGAAGAUCGGAGAGGCAGAGGCUAGCUCCAUCGAAGCAGUGGGCAAAGCGGAGGCUGAGAAAAUGAGACUGAAGGCUGAGGCCUACCAGCAGUAUGGAGAGGCAGCUAAGACUGCUCUGGUCCUUGAGGCCCUGCCUAAGAUUGCUGCCAAGGUGGCAGCGCCAUUAUCCAAGACCAAUGAGAUAGUCAUCCUCAGUGGAGAGAGCAGCCGUGUGACGGGUGAGGUGAACCGCCUGUUGGCUGAACUUCCUGUGUCUGUCAACGCUCUCACUGGAGUGGAUUUGUCAAAGAUCCCGUUGCUGCAGAAGAUGAGCAGCGCUCAAGCCUGAAAACCAACGACUCCACAUGAUUCCAGUAUCUGUUGUAUGCACUCUGAUAGACUGCCUUUAAUACACUUGAAAAAUUUUGUUGUUUUAUACGUAUAUACUGUAUACCAAGUGAAUUUUGGAAACCUCUGGUGCCUUACUUUAUACAGCGCCAGAAUAUCUGAAUGCACUGCUGCUCAUUCAAAGAUUUUUUUGAUUUAGUUUUAACAUGGGAGCGUUUUAUGUUUUUAUUUAUUUUUUUGUAUUUGAAUAUAUGAAUUGGCCCGUUUGUAUAAAACAGGGGUGGCCAACCAGUCAGAGACCAAAAAUUACCGUGGUAGUACAAAGAGCCACAUCAUACACAUGAGCUUACAAACACACUCCCUCUCUCACACAAACACGAAAUGACAUAAAAUCAAAAUCCAUACAUUUCCAAUUUUCAAAGCCAGAUUUAUUUAUCUCAUACACAAAUGAAUAACCAUGAAUAGAGAUACCCACAAACACAGUCUCUCCCUCUCAUACUGUCUUUCUCCAUCCCCCCUCCACACCCACAGUCUCUCCACACACAUCCACACAGUCUCUCCCACUCUCAUACUCUGUCCAGAUUAGUGUUGUCAUGGUACCAAAAUUGGGAUCCAUGGUACGAUACCAGUGAAAGUAUCACGGUUCUGAGUCGUAUCACGAUACAACAGCAAAAAUGAGGCAGAUGUGCCUUUUGUCAUUUAUAAAAAGAUAAAUCACUUUUCUAUAGCACAUCACUGAUAUUUCAAUGGAAUAAAUUACUUAUUGACUUAUUCAUACUUCAAAAACAGCAUCAAUAAGUGAUUAACAUAGGGGGGAUACAAAUAAAAUACAUAAAUAAAAUAAAAAUCAACCAGCCACCUUCCUCCCCUGACAAGUAAAGAACAGUCCCUAAAGUGCGGUGAGAUUUGUGAACCGUUACCUGACACAGAGACAGAAAUGUGAACGGCUCGCAGUCAUGACACCAAUUUAUUCACCUGGAGCCGGGCUUCUCGGUUGCCGGUAAGCCGUUAUCUUGCGCCGUGGAGCACUAUGGCCAUUAUUGGCCAGCGCAUGGACAUUCACCCUCCUUUGAUUGGACUUUGUACUUAUCCCACAGUAGUGGCACCAUGAGGUCAUGUACCGCGGUGUUUCAGUAGCAGCCUACUGCGGUCUACCGUUGGUACCAGUAUACCAUGCAACACUGCUCCACACACAUCCACACACAGUCUCUCCCUCUCUCAUACUCUCUUCACACACGCACACACACAUACACACAAAGACACACAUUUCUUCCCUGCCAUUUUUUGUUGUGCGAUAUCGCCACCGCGCUGCCGUCCUGCAUUCCUCCCGAACUCCACACCCUCUCACCUGCCCGUGCACACUCCUCUCUCUCUCACUUGCUCCACUUAAGCCUGUUACGUCUCUUAAAGAGCCAUACGCACUCAUAACAAUAAAUUGAAUUUUUUUAUGAGGGAACCCACUGAGCAAGCAACGUCUGUGGACGUCCAAGUCUAGUUGAUAUCACGUCUGAUGUGAUAUCAACUAGACUUGGACGUCCACAGACGUUGCUUGCUCAGUGGGAAGCGGAAGAUCCGCACGCCGAUGGUUUUAAUUAAUGGAUCGAAGAGCCGCACACUGAUAGGCAAAGAGCCGCAUGCGACUCGCAAGCCGUGGGUUGGCCACCCCUGGUAUAAAAUGUCAUCAAAGGGAAAGCUGAUAUUUGAAAGGUGUUAGGGUUGACCCACCUGCUGACUCUCACCGAGGUUAUGGCUCAUUCAUGCUCAACGUUAAAUACGUUUACAGACAAGCAUGGAGCCUUCAGUUGUACUCUGCGUUCAUGUAGUCUAUGUUUGAGCACGUUUUCUGAAACCUCAUGGUCACAGAGGAAACGGAGAAGUACCACUGGAGAUAGUGGGCGCAGUGUUGCGUAGUUCAAGUGAGAUACGUCUGUAGGACAUGACAGAGAACAAAUUUGUGAUGUAAUGAAAAGAAUAGAUUGUCCACAUGUCACACUGUAUAGAAUGGCCUCACACACUGCUGCCAUCUACAAGGCUGUCUCCUUUAAAAGCUUUUACGAUCUCCUCCAGUUUGUCCUUGUUGGUUGUUGUCAGAAACGUUUGAUUUUGCCCUCUAGCGCUGUCUAGUGGAUGUAGCUGUGCCAACAACAUGGACGCACAGGAAUAUGUCGGCAGUGACGGUUACAACGCAUGAAAUUAACAUAUCUAUUUUCAUACGUAAAGGGAGUAAAAAGGAGCCUUGACGAUGUGACAGCUGAUGUUAACACCUAUUCCUUGGUAUUUACACAUUUGGGCCUCUGCUUUCACUUUUUACAUUUUGCAUGAUGCAGGCCUUUUUCUUGAUUUAUAUACCUCUUUCUUUGUAAGUAGACACAUCUGCAUUCCCUAGAUAAUCUGAAUAUUGUUAAUUGUAAAGUUUUCUUUGUAUUGUACUUGUUGUAAUUUUUAACUAUUUAUUUGAAUGUGACACUGAUUGAUUUCUACAAUGUAACCGGUGCUCACAAUCUUAAAAGAAGCCCCUUUCAUUGUGCAAAAUUUGUCUAAUGCCCUGAAAGAAGCUUAAUUCUUGACAAGCUGUUCGUAUCAGUCAGUCCCUCCAGGAUUUCACGUGGAUUGUUUUUGGGAUUGUUGCAGCCUGAAAUGCCUGAUUUCAUGGCAACUCUUCUAAAAAUUGCGAUGCAUUUUGCAAUGUUAGUGGUGCUUUUUAUGCAAGGAAAAUACAGGGACAAAGGAAAACUGCAAAAGUAGUUGUGAUGGUGUCUCAGAUUUGGAGCCUUUUAUUAUAAA